CCUCUUUGUUUCUGCAACUUCCAUACAUUCCAUUUUUUACACACCUUUAUAAUGCGCUUUUCUUUGGCAAAAAAGCCUCCCUCUGACAUAGUGUCAGCGCAUAGCUCUUCCACCUACACAGACACGAUUAGCUCCAAUACAGGUACGUUCUAUCUGACGGAGGAGUUUGACAGCCCAGACAGAAAAUACAGGUACUAUGUAGAAAGCAUAUAUGAACAAAAGCGCUCGCUUUUCGGCCGGCUCAAGCUUUUCAAAAGGUGAAUUUUGCGCAGCCCGUGCGGCUGUGUCGAUAUUCACCCCAUCCCCACAACAAAAGGCGUUUGUUACGGUUGAGCUCUAGCAAGCUCUACCUACUAUAACCGGGGGUUUGACUUCAUGAUGGGAGAAAUACGGUGUAAACGACCUUAGCUAGAUUCUUUCGAACCGGCUGUGUAAAAUAAGCAUAAUUGUAAAAUAAACUAUUUAAAAG
Messenger RNA from Linderina pennispora, 469 nucleotides. RefSeq lists its product as uncharacterized. The coding region runs from base 52 to 261 and encodes 69 amino acids. The transcript has a single exon. NCBI's taxonomy places the organism in Eukaryota, Fungi, Kickxellomycota, Kickxellomycetes, Kickxellales, Kickxellaceae. The record is from RefSeq and is a predicted model, not a curated record.